AUGGCUUAUGUGACUGUUUAUAGGAGUUCGGAGGAAGCUUCUCCACAUGCAGCAAUUCACUUUGACAAUAGGAAAAUAAAGGUGCAUUUGAGCUUCUUACUGUUUCUCCAUCGGCUAGCAGAAGAAGCCAGGACAAAUGCUUUUGAGAACAAAAGUAAAAUAAUUAAACCUGAGCACAUUGUAGCUGCAGCAAAGGUUAUUUUAAAGAAAAGCAGAGGCUAG
Messenger RNA from Apaloderma vittatum (bar-tailed trogon), 222 nucleotides. It is a transcript of the gene CENPW, whose product is annotated as centromere protein W. Gene Ontology annotation, biological process: chromosome segregation; kinetochore assembly; mitotic cell cycle. Lineage: Eukaryota; Metazoa; Chordata; Aves; Trogoniformes; Trogonidae. Gene Ontology annotation, cellular component: nucleoplasm; kinetochore. The transcript has 4 exons. Gene Ontology annotation, molecular function: protein heterodimerization activity; DNA binding. The coding region runs from base 1 to 222 and encodes 73 amino acids. The record is from RefSeq and is a predicted model, not a curated record.